GUACAUCAGCUUGAGAUGCAGCAGCUUUCACAGGGAUACAGGACCAGCAUAAGAAACUGUAGUAGGAAAUAUACAGUAAUGGAGAUGUGAGCGCCCCCUGUGGAGGAAGAGCGCCAGUACAUCAGCUUGAGAUGCAGCAGCUUUCACAGGGAUACAGGACCAGCAUAAGAAACUGUAGUAGGAAAUAUACAGUAAUGGAGAUGUGAGCGCCCCCUGUGGAGGAAGAGCGCCAGUACAUCAGCUUGAGAUGCAGCAGCUUUCACAGGGAUACAGGACCAGCAUAAGAAACUGUAGUAGGAAAUAUACAGUAAUGGAGAUGUGAGCGCCCCCUGUGGAGGAAGAGCGCCAGUACAUCAGCUUGAGAUGCAGCAGCUUUCACAGAGAUACAGCACCAGCAUCCACUGACGAUCUGCGGGGCCUGCGUUAUUGAUGGUUAUUGAGAAACAGAGGGACUACAGAUGUAGCCGAAGGAGCAUUGCACUGCCCCCGCUGGUGUUCAUACCCCACACUGCAUGGCUUCACCUGCUAGUGUUUCACAUCGUGUCUCCAUAGCCCAAUCCUGCACACCCUCAUGCUGAGGUUGCAGGCAUCUGACAGAUUGACCAAUGACUGCCUGGAUUGUUCUGCCUGUCAGCUUGUCUGCCUUCUCCAUCACGGGCAUAUGGAUCGUUUAUGCCAUGGCAGUAAUUAACCAUCAUGUAUGUCCUGUUGAGAACUGGUCAUACAACUUAACAUGUACAGAGGUAACGGCUAAGAGGGGCUUCCCAAAGACCUGCUGCACUCUUCAAGACAUCCCCCUCAUCAGUAAAUGUGGUUGCUAUCCACCAGAGAGCUGUCUCUUCAGUUUGAUAGGCAAUGUUGGGGCUUUUAUGGUGGUUAUGGUGUGCAUGCUGCGCUAUUCUCAAGUGAUUGAACACAGUCAUCACUGCUGGACCAAUACGAGCGCUUUGGUGUCUGGCUGCAUUAACGCCCUGGGUCUGGUCAUGGUGGGCAACUUUCAGGUCGAUCACGCUAAAACGCUUCAUUAUGUUGGAGCUGGUGUUGCGUUCCCUGCCGGCUUGCUCUUUGUGUGUCUGCAGUGCGUUCUGACGUAUCGUAUAGCGGAGACGGCGCUGGACUACUGGAUGGCUCAUGUGCGUAUAGCUCUCUCAGCUGGAACUCUGGUCUCGCUUGUCCUCAGUGGCAUCUUCUUCAUCCACGAGAGCUUUAUGUUGCAGCACGCCGCAGCCAUUUGUGAAUGGGUCUUCACAGUGCUGGUUCUGGUCUACUACGGCACCUUCACUUAUGAGUUCGGCACGGUCAACACUGACACCAUGAUGGCAGCCUUAAUGAAGCGCAGUCAACAUCACCAUCCGGGCUCAGGGGUCAUCAUGGGAGGCAUCAACAAAGGUGUUGUGAUGGGAUGUGGUGCCCGCAGCCUUAAGUCUCCCCGGGGCAGUAGCACCUCCACACACCUCAACUGUACACCAGAGAGCAUCGCCAUGCUUUAGAGCUUAACUGAUACACCAUUCUCUCAGACCUUUCAGUGUAUAGUCUCAGAUAUAAAUCCUUUUCACAUUCACAUCACGGAUUUGUGAACAACCGGCACAAGCAAUAUAUAUUUAUUUUUUUUACCCAAUUUGGAAUGCGCAAUUCCCAAUGUGCUCUAAGUCCUCAUGGUGGCAUAGUGACUCGCCUCAAUCCAGGUGGCGGAGGACGAAUCUCAGUUGCCUCCGCGUCUGAGACCGUCAAUCCGCGCAUCUUAUCACGUGGCUUGUUGAGCAAAUUACCAUGGAGACAUAGCGCAUGUGGAGGCUUCACACUAUUCUCCGCAGCAUCCAUGCACAACUCACCACGCGCCCCUCUGAGAGCGAACCACAUUAUGGCGACCACGAGGAGGUUACUCCAUGUGACUCUACCCUCCCUAGCAACCGGGCCAAUUUGGUUGCUUAGGAGACCUGGCUGGAGGCACUCAGCACGCCCUGGAUUCGAACUUGCAACUCCAGAGGUGGUAGUCAGCGUCUUUACUCGCUGAGCUACCCAGGCCCCCCGGUACAAGCAAUAUUGAAUUACUUUGCAAAGUUACAGCAAGUUUGCAGAUUUGUUGAUUAUAAUCUAAAAGUAAUGGCCAGUCAGUCAUAGCUAAUAUAUUUUGCGUGAUAUUUUGCAUUCAUUUUUAAGACAACUUGGAGCAACGCAGCCCCAGUAACCAGCGCAAAUGAACCCUUCUCAUGAUUCAUUGGGCCUCUGAUAAAAGUGUAUUCAUUUACUGUGUAAAACUGCAAUAACUUGUAUCUAAAGGUGAGUUCACACUGACAGCGAUUGAAGGAAUAGAAAGGAUUCAAGUAAUAGAAAUGUUCAUGUGAGCCACUGUAAGUGAGCUUCUCUCAUGCACAACGGAUGUCAAGUUUUUUGCUGAAAUAUGACUUGAAUUGCUUGUUGUUUCUCACAAACCCGGAAGCCUUGGAAUAUGAUGCAUGAGUUGCAUGGAUUACUUUUAUGAUAUUUUUAGGUUAUUUUUUAAGCUUUAUACCAAUAGU
Molecule: messenger RNA, 2519 nt
Organism: Myxocyprinus asiaticus (Chinese sucker)
Lineage: Eukaryota; Metazoa; Chordata; Actinopteri; Cypriniformes; Catostomidae
Gene: tmem150ab
Product: transmembrane protein 150Ab
Exons: 8
Coding region: 606-1490 (294 amino acids)
Biological process (GO): protein localization to plasma membrane
Source: RefSeq, a predicted model, not a curated record